Messenger RNA from Stylophora pistillata, 3372 nucleotides. Its product is annotated as putative G protein-coupled receptor No18. Gene Ontology annotation, cellular component: plasma membrane. The record is from RefSeq and is a predicted model, not a curated record. Gene Ontology annotation, molecular function: G protein-coupled receptor activity. Gene Ontology annotation, biological process: adenylate cyclase-activating adrenergic receptor signaling pathway; positive regulation of MAPK cascade. NCBI's taxonomy places the organism in Eukaryota, Metazoa, Cnidaria, Anthozoa, Scleractinia, Pocilloporidae.
CGCGGUAGGCGGGGAACUUUCUCACUCGACAUUAGAUUUUUGCGCAAAAGCAAUUUGUCAUUCAUUUCGGCCGUAUUAAUGGACAAGAAAAACCUGUGGCGCUCUAACUUGCAAGCGAGGAAGUGAAACUAAUGUCAUGCUUGACAACACCCUAAAAAUAGCUUAAGAUUGAUAUGAUCGGUUUACUUUUCCUUUGACGUGUGGUUGAUGAGUGUGUUCAUUUUGCCAUUGUGAAUAAUGAGAAUUAGCCCAUAUGCUCCUUAGUCGGCUAUUAGUUUCAAUAGCAGUCAAGUUAAGAUCCAUGAGAGAUAUCUCGCACCCAAAAUCUUCCCAACCAUAGCCUGGGCAUGCUACAUAACUACAUCGUAGAUCGUUUCCUCGAAGGAAAACUCCUGGAAUACAUCUUGGCCCGAAGAAGCAGUUUCGGUGACAACUGAAAGCUAAUUUGAGCAGAUAGACGAUAACACAGUUUACCCAACUGACACGAGUUAAAACAACCACUACCAGACGAGGUGGAAAACUUGCGCAGACGGAACGUGUCUUUUUUAAGUAUGAAUUUCACGGGAAACUUAACCACUUCUACAAGUGUAACACCGCGAUUACCUUCCCAAGCCAGCACCAUUGCUUCGGCGACAUUUAACACGAUUGUCAUGGUGCUAACCAUACUUGGAAACUCUCUGGUUUGCCUCAGUAUUUAUUACUUCCCUCGUCUUCGCAGGCCCACCAAUUUCUUAAUUGUGUCUCUGGCGGUAAGCGACCUGCUUGUGGGAUCUUUGUCGCUCCCAUUCAGAAUCGCUCAGACGAUAAACCAGGAGCAUUGGCCAGAAAUUCUGGGUCUCGCUGGCUGCCAGUACUGGAUUUGGAUCGACAUGGUAUGCUGUGGUGCCUCUAUACUGAAUCUGACAGGUAUCAGCUUUGAUCGACUCCUUGCUGUAAAAUGGCCGCUAACUUACCACGAGAACAUGACCACUAAGCGAGCUACUUUGAUUAUUAUACUUGUCUGGGUCUUCGCAUUGAUUGUUGCCUGUUUGUCGUUCGUUAAGUGGGGUGGAACUGAAACUAUUAUCGUAGAACCCCAAUGCUCCAUAAAAGCUAAGAUUUAUAUCACCAUAUUGGCCGUGGCUGCGUUCUUCUUCCCGUUAACCGUUCUUGUUUUCAACUACGUUCUGGUUCUAAAUAUCGCCAUUCAACACGCGAGGCAGGUACAGAAAGAUAGGGACGCUAUCGCCGUGAACUUUUUGUCUGAUCAAGACGCCAACGAAGAGACCAGUGGAAUCGUCAGCUCACCCGCGUCCAGCAGCAGAGGAAUAUCAAUAGGGAAGCGGAGUAAUGAACCGCUAACUGACUCAAAACCGCGACGCUCGUCAGGACUUCAGAUCAUGAAGCAACUCAAGGCCACCAAAACGUUGGCAAUCGUUGUGGGGGUCUUUAUUCUCUCAUGGUUUCCUUUUUUCGUGAUUUUCAUCACUUGGCAGUAUUGUCAAGAUUGUUUCUCAAGAUUACCACAAAAACACGUCACCGCUUUAGUCAUAGUGUUUGUGAACGUUCUACCAGUGAGCAAUUCCGCAGCAAACCCCAUUAUUUACACGUGCUUUAACAAGGAGUUCCGUACUGCCUUCUUACGUGUUAUCUACAAGGUUUUACGCAAAUCAGGCAGUGAACUCAUGUCAAAGUCAAACGGCCAUACCGAUACAUAUAAUUCUUGCGCGUAACUCUUGAAGAGAUAUGAAUGCUAGUAGCUUUUAUUUGAAAUGACUUAACUUUGUAUUUACUGUAGUUACAAUGUAGUUGCGUCCAAAGAUAUGGUUUCCGUAAGAUUUCCUGGAUUGUAUGAAGCUCUCUUGAUUUCAAGACGAUUGUGAAAGUCCGGGCAUUUAGUCUAACCUUGCUCGGCCGCACAAACUUGAUUGAAGCGAGAGGAUUGUGGUCGUUUUUAUCGUGCAGGUCAUAUUAGAUCGUGUAGACUAGACCUGGUCCUAGUGGCUUGAGCAUUAUCUGGCGCAAUUAUCGCCAGCUGUACGAUUACAUGGAAACCAAGCUUAAGUGAAAUACCCGAAACCUUUCGAAAGUAUUCGUGUAGAAAAAAGAUCAUACCAAAAGAGAUACGUGUUAAUUAGCAGGAUCAAUGUUUUGCUUCGACGUUUUGACUGAGAAAUGGUUCUUACGACACAAAUCAAACAAUUAGGUCUUUACAAGUACAAAAGAUCUCUAGAGAUUUCAAUCGUUUUAUUUUUACACACAAACCUCUUUCUAGUUUUGGCGCGCUGUUACAAGUGAAGUUUGUUGAACACUGUCAAUCAGAUCGUAUGACGAUACCAACUUGCUUACAUACUGAACAACUAAAUUAAAUAGAGUUCAAUUGAAUUUAUUUGAAAGUCGCGUCACAAUUAUUUGAGGGGCAUGGUUCGUUGAACGUUUCACAUCUUACUAGCACACGAAAGUCAGUCAUGGUUCGUUGAACGUUUCAUAUCUUACUAGCACACGAAAGAAAUUGGAAAACAGAAAUUUGGUCAACAACAGAAACUACUCUUGCGGAACUAUGGAGCACAGUCUACAUAAAAGGGGUCGCCGAAGGCGGGCACAUAUAACAUCACUGGGUUAUAAUGAAUUGAUUAGGCUACAAAAUCAAAGUCUUCUGGGUGAGCUUGAUAACAUAUCAAUCAAAGAGAAAUUAAUUAAAAUAAACAGUUUGAUCUCCAAAAUGUAUGGAAAGGACCACUAGAAGUCUAUCUUUCCGCAGGAAAUCGUUAGUUUCGAAAAUAUAACCGAUUGUGGACAGUCGCUCAAUCGGUUUAAAUUAAUACAUUUUUCGUUCUGUAAUAUAAAUCAUUGCUACUCGCCGCUUCAACAAACGGACUUAAGUCAACAUUCAACAGCUUUUUGUUUCAUAGUGUUUACCAGCAUCAAACAUAUAGAACGUUCAGAAAGACAAUAAAGGAAUAGGCAUGACAUCAGAACAAUUAACUAAGUGUAUUUUGUGAGUUUUUUUUUUGUUGUUGCCAAGUUAAAUGCUAGAAAUGAUAAGAUGGGACCACACGAUUCGCCUUGACCACAUGCACUAAUAAUGCGCUAAUGGGCCGGUCAAGCGACCGUGGUCUCUUCUUUAAUAAACAAUUAGCCUAAUGGAUCAUUUAAGGUGCCAAGGGGCGUUUGAAAGGAAAUGAAGGUUGCACCCACCAAGUGGUAUAAUGAUUGGUAUUUCUGAUUUAAGAAGCGUUCCAGGACAUUUAACUGUUAAAAAUGAUUUCAAGGCUUUUGGCUGUUUUCGCUAGUUUUAAUUUUAUACCUUUCACUCAAGCUUUUAAAUAGGUUCAUUGUUAUAACAUGUUAUUCUCAAUUGGUGCAGUCUAAUUAAAAAUAUAGGUUAAUUUG